AUGGCCAGCCCGGAACCCCGGUGCGGCGGGGACAGCGCCGCCCAGGCCGCGAGGGAAACAAAGGCAGAGGCCAAGUCCACUCUUCAGGAGGAGAGCUCCAAAUCCCCCAAUGAGGUAGAGACCUUCAACCCAGAGCUUCCUCUAUCUUUGGAGGGGACCUUGAACCUAGAGGACAUUCUCUACCUGGGAGAUACAGGUGACCUUGAUGAGACACUGUUUGUGGAAGAAACUGAGAAGCCAGAGGAGACACUGUUUAUUGAGGAGACAGUGCAGCCAGAUGAGACACUGUAUGUGGAAGAGACAAGGAAGCCAGAGGAGAUAUGGUCUGUGGAAGAGCCCACGAAGCCAGCAAAGGCUGUAAGCCCAGAGCAGAUCGAACAUGUGGAAGAGAUAGUCACAAGGGAGGAGAACUCUAACCCUGAGUUGAGCCUCAGGGCAAGGCCCAGUGCAAGCACAGAGGAGGCUCUGAGCAUAGAGGACCUGGAAUUGCUAGAGGAGCGUUUCCAGCAGUGUGUCCAAGCUGUGGCCCAGCUGGAAGAGGAGAGGGAUCAGCUCAUCCAUGAGCUUGUGUUGCUCCGGGAACCAGCCCUACAGGAGGUGCAGCAAGUCCAUCAGGACAUCCUGGCUGCCUACAAAUUGCAUGCCCAAGCAGAGCUGGAGAGGGAUGCACUGAGGGAGGAGAUCCGGCUGGUCAAGCAGAAGCUGUUCAAGGUAACAAAGGAAUGUGUGGCCUACCAAUACCAGCUGGAGUGCCACCGGCAGGAUGUGGCCCAGUUUGCUGAUUUCCGGGAAGCGUUGACUACACGGGCAUCCCAGCUUUCAGAAGAGCUGGCCCAGGCCAGGGAUGCCUAUCAGAAGCAGAAGGAGCAGCUGAGACAACAACUAGAUGCACCCCCGAGCCAGAGGGAUGGGCACUUUCUCCAGGAGAGCCGGCGGCUCUCUGCCCAGUUUGAGCACCUCAUGGCCGAAAGCCGCCAGGGCCUAGAGGAAGAAUAUGAGCCCCAGCUGCUGCGGCUCCUAGAGAGGAAAGAAGCUGGGGCCAAAGCUCUACAGAAAACCCAGGCUGAGAUCCAGGAGAUGAAGGAGGCUCUGAGACCCUUGCAAGCCGAGGCCCAGCAGCUCCGCCUGCAAAACAGGAACCUGGAGGACCAGAUGACACUUGUGAGGCAAAAACGAGACGAGGAGGUGCAGCAGUACAAGGAACAGCUGGAGGAAAUGGAAGAACGACAGAGGCAGUUAAGAAGUGCAGUGCAACUCCAGCAGCAGAAGAACAAAGAGAUGGAGCAGUUAAGGAUCAGCCUCACUGAAGAGCUCUCGACCUAUAAGGGCUGUUUAGAAAUCUGUGGACGAAUCUGUACUCCAGAAACAAAAAUAACUUCUUAG
Orycteropus afer afer is the source of this 1383-nucleotide messenger RNA. It is a transcript of the gene SYNC, whose product is annotated as syncoilin, intermediate filament protein. NCBI's taxonomy places the organism in Eukaryota, Metazoa, Chordata, Mammalia, Tubulidentata, Orycteropodidae. The transcript has 4 exons. The record is from RefSeq and is a predicted model, not a curated record. Gene Ontology annotation, cellular component: cytosol; intermediate filament; Z disc. Bases 1 to 1383 code for a protein of 460 amino acids. Gene Ontology annotation, biological process: intermediate filament-based process.